Asterias rubens (European starfish) is the source of this 2660-nucleotide messenger RNA. Its product is annotated as iduronate 2-sulfatase-like. The transcript has 9 exons. Lineage: Eukaryota; Metazoa; Echinodermata; Asteroidea; Forcipulatida; Asteriidae. Bases 156 to 1922 code for a protein of 588 amino acids. Gene Ontology annotation, molecular function: iduronate-2-sulfatase activity. The record is from RefSeq and is a predicted model, not a curated record.
AUUGUUGUUUUGUUGUUUUGAUUUGUGCUCAUGAUUCUUAUCUUUAGAUGACGUACCAGAACUGCUGUGAGUAAAGUCGGAAGAGAAAGUGUGUAACAAUUAUCGGAUCCCGUGACCGAUCCUUUUGUGAUUUUCUUGGAUUAAAUUUGACAACAAUGAUGGUGUUUCUUUUCACACUAUUGCUCUGCUUGGUGAAAGUAAACGUCAUUAUCAGCAUCCAACUACAACAACAGUUUAACGAAGGCGGCAAACCCAAUGUAUUGUUCUUGGUGAUUGAUGAUUUCCGGCCAGCCCUGGGUAGCUAUGGAGAGCGUGUGCAUACCCCCAACAUGGAUCAGCUCGCUGCUCAGUCCAUCCGAUUCACUGAUGCCCGGGCACAGCAAGCUGUAUGCGCCCCAAGCCGGAUCUCCUUCUUGACAGGACGGCGCCCUGACUCCACCUUACUGUGGGACUUCAGGUCCAGCUAUUGGCGCCAGUCUGCGGGCAAUUACACCACCAUACCACAACACUUCAAAGACAACGGCUACUACACUUUGUCAGCUGGCAAAGUAUUCCAUCAUGGUCCUUGCUCCAACAACACUGAUGACUACCCUUAUAGCUGGUCAGUUCCUUGCUACUGGCCGACCAGAGAACACAAAACGAGCAAGGUAUGCCCAGGGCCUGAUGGCAAGCUUCAUGCAUACACCAUGUGUCCCGUGAACGUCACUGAGCAGCCCGGCGGCACCCUGCCAGACAUAGACAGCACUAACUACGCCAUAUCGGCUCUUCAUGAUCUAGCUGCUGUAAAAGACGAGAAGAAUACUCUUAUGCGUCACAAAGGCAAUAAGCCAUCGGUGAUCAAUCCUGCGUUGCAUACUCCAUUCUUCAUGGCAGUGGGUUAUCAUAAACCCCAUCUACCAUUCAGGUACCCAGAGGAGUACAAAUCUUUGUAUCCUCUACAUACAAUGAAGAUGGCCCCAAACCCAAACUAUACCAAGGAUCUUCCGCCGGUAGCAUGGGAACAUUGGAGAGAUGUACGAGUCGGUGAAGAUAUUCCAGUCCAAAAAGAAAAGGACUACUACGGUCCCAUGCCGCCAAAAUACCAUCUGCUGAUGCGUCAGGCGUACUUUGCUGCAACGUCUUACAUUGAUCACGAGAUCGGCCGCUUGCUGUCGACACUAGAACAAGUAGGAUUUGCAAACAACACUAUUAUUGCUCUCACUGGUGAUCAUGGUUGGCAGCUUGGUGAGCAUCAGGAAUGGUCCAAGUACAGUAACUAUGACUCUGCUACACAAGUGCCCCUUAUGUUCUACAUCCCUCAAGUCACCGAUAAACGCUGGGACCAUCCUCACAGAUUCAGCCUCAUCAACCCGCUGAACGCCAUCACGGACUUCAACACGUCACGUGCAACAUCCGGUUUCGCGAGCGACGUUUUCGCUGAGCUGGUGGAUUUAUUCCCAACCCUUUCUGAAAUAGCCGGGCUAACCGUACCCCCAGUAUGCCCCAUCGAUACCUUCCACACCCAGUUUUGUUCAGAGGGGGUAAGUCUGGCACCCGUAAUCCACAACAUUACCGACACACCGAGUAAGGUGGGUAUCAUACGCUGGAAGAAUGCCAGUUUUAGUCAGUACCCUCGGCCGACGUUCUACCCUUCGCAUAAGACCAAUACGCCGCAGCUCCCAGAGAUAAACAUCAUGGGUUACUCUAUGCACUCUAAGGACUAUCGCUAUGUGGAGUGGCUGCCGUUUAAUCAUACCACGUUUGCGGUGAACUGGUUGAAGCCUUUAGCGGUGGAGUUGUACAGUUACAGAGAAGACCCUAUGGAGAUGCAGAAUGUGUAUAAUCACACUGUGUAUCAAAAUGUGGUUAAAGACCUAGCGCGUCAACUCAGACAGAACUGGAGGUACGCUUUACCAAUCACCCACAAUGGUACGCACCCAUAGCUCUGACUAUUAUGGGUGCGUUUGACUAGCUUCCUUGGGUAGACCCCGUGGUGCUCACUCGGGUGAGCCCCUGACGAGAAGAGCUAAUCGAUCGAUCACUCACCCUCUCGUGGUGACGUCAUGCACCUGGGACCAGCCCCCAAAUGACCUACUCCACAAACAGGGCACUUGGGGCUGACCCUGGAAUGGCGUCAAAGCUAUUCGAACAUACCGGGGGCAGCAGACCCAAGGAAGUUAAUCGAAAGCAUCCAAUAAUAAAAAUAACAAUAAAGAUGUUUGAAAGCGGCUUAUGCAAAAGGCUCUAAGCGCAUUUAGAAGUUUUCCAUCCGUUUUUAGUAAAAUUAUUUAUUUGCUUUUCAGGGAAUGAAAUCUUUUUUGUUACUUAAACUAUAAUUUGAUCAGAGCUCAUGUUGUGCAUAAUGCUGCAUUACAUAAUAAGGUGUUAUUUACCGACUUUCAAAUUAAUGUAUCCCGCCGAACUUUGUAUUUUGUGCUACGGCAGUUUAAUGCUCAUCUUAGGUUGGCUUUUAUCAACUUGUAUGUAAUGGACUAUAUAUUUUAACAAUUGUAAAUAACUUCAGAUUAACAAUAUUUAAGGCACUAGACACUAUUGGUAAUUACUCAAAAUAAUUUUUAGCAUAAAAACUUACUUGAGCUGUUGAUAGUAUAAAACAUUAUGAGAACGGCUACAUGAAGUAGCAACGUUUUUAAGAAAGAGGUAAUUUCUUUACUCAAAUA